CCCACUUACAAACCAAAAACCACAUUUCAGAUUCUGAAGCAAUCCAAACCCCAAACCCAGAAGAUGUCUUCCUCGAAAUCCAAUCUUAGGAGCUCUUGUUCCUUCCCAAAUCUCCUCCUAGCAUGCCUGAAUUUCAUACUUUUCAUUCUCUCUGCCACAUCUCUAGUCCCCACUAUCCUCCUCCGUAUGCCCCCAACUUCGAUGGGUCUGGCAUUCCUCAUGAUUUCUGGUAUCUCACUUCUCUCUUCGUUCGUAGGCUUCUACUCUCACCUCUGCUUCAUAACCCACGUCUCCCUUCUCCUUGCCUCACUGAUCGGACAAAUUCUUGGCAUUCUGGCCCUGUUUACAAAAGAGCGUUCUACUCUUUCGAUGCUCAAGUCCCCCAGGGACCCGAAAGAGGCCAAGCUCUUGGUGAGGUUGGAAUGUGGGGUUUUGAUGGCAAUGCUGAUGAUGCAGAUGGUGGUGUUAAUGUUGAGCUGUGCAGUUCAGAGCUGGUGGGUGAGAGAGUAUGAGGGAUUAGAAGCCGAGAGAGAGGCCAUGACAAAGAAGAGGAGUCGGCGCAUUGCCAAGGUUCAGGAGGAGUCCAUGGCCAAUGCUGAAAAAAUCACAGAGAUUAAGGCUAAAGAGUUUGAUGAGAAGAUGAAGAACAAGUAUGGAGGGAAGGUGAAGCCUGAGUUUGAAGCUUGAGUCUGUGAGUUGUUUGUAGUUGGUUUUUAAGGGUCAGGUCACUGUGGUUGUGGCCAUUGGGUUGUGUAUGUAAAGUAAGCUUAUGACUUGUGAGGGUUAUUUUUCAUGUAUUUGAAUUUGCCUGGUUUGAUCAAUAUUAUUAGUUUACAGAGGAAAUUUCAUGCUUC
Messenger RNA from Fragaria vesca subsp. vesca, 854 nucleotides. RefSeq lists its product as uncharacterized. Lineage: Eukaryota; Viridiplantae; Streptophyta; Magnoliopsida; Rosales; Rosaceae. The record is from RefSeq and is a predicted model, not a curated record. Bases 64 to 687 code for a protein of 207 amino acids. The transcript has a single exon.